Neomonachus schauinslandi (Hawaiian monk seal) is the source of this 561-nucleotide messenger RNA. Its product is annotated as ferritin heavy chain-like. Gene Ontology annotation, cellular component: cytoplasm. Gene Ontology annotation, biological process: intracellular iron ion homeostasis; iron ion transport. The transcript has a single exon. The record is from RefSeq and is a predicted model, not a curated record. NCBI's taxonomy places the organism in Eukaryota, Metazoa, Chordata, Mammalia, Carnivora, Phocidae. Gene Ontology annotation, molecular function: ferrous iron binding; ferric iron binding. The coding region runs from base 10 to 561 and encodes 183 amino acids.
CCGCCAGCCAUGGCCACCGCGCCGCUCUCACAAGUGCGCCAGAACUACCACCCCGACUGCGAGGCCGCCAUCAACAGCCAGAUCAACCUGGAGCUCUACGCCUCCUACGUGUACCUGUCCAUGGCCUUCUACUUCGACCGCGACGACGUGGCCUUGAAGAACUUCGCCCAGUUCUUCCUGCGCCAGUCCCGCGAGGAGACCGAGCAUGCCGAGAAGCUGAUGCAGCUGCAGAACCAGCGCGGCGGCCGCAUCCGCCUCCGCGACAUCAAGAAGCCAGACCGCGACGACUGGGAGAGCGGCCUGAAGGCCAUGGAGUGCGCCCUGCACCUGGAGAAGAGCGUGAACCAGUGCCUGCUCGACCUGCACCAGCUGGCCACCGACAAGAACGACGCCCACCUGUGCGACUUCCUGGAGAACCACUACCUGCACGAGCAAGUCAAGUGCAUCAAAGAGCUGGGGGGCUAUGUCACCAACCUGCGCAAGAUGCGGGCUCCCGAAGACGGCAUGGCAGAGUACCUCUUUGACAAGCUCACCCUGGGCGACAGCGACAAAAAGAACUGA